UUCCGCACCGCGCCCCGCAGGCAGGCCGGCCGGCAGCGGACGGUCCCGUCGGGAUGCGUUCGGUCAGCUAUGUGGAGCGUGUGGCGCUCGACUUCGGCGGCAGCCUGUUCCCGAGAGCCAUCUGCCUGGGGGACGCCGACAACGACACGCUGAAUGAGCUAGUGGUGGGAGACACCAACGGGAAGCUCUAUGUUUACAAGAAUGACGACAGCAAACCCUGGGCUGUGCGAUCUUGCCAAGGAAUGCUCACAUGUGUUGGUGUGGGAGAUAUAUGCAAUAAAGGAAAGAAUCUUGUGGUGGCAGUGAGUGCAGAAGGCUGGUUUCAUCUUUUUGACUUCACUUCUCCAACUUCAAAACACCCAGAUGCUUCAGGCCACCACGAGUUGGCAGCAGCAGAAGAGCAGAAGCCAGUGUUCAAGCAGCACAUUCCUGCCAACACCAAGGUCAUGCUGAUUAAUGACAUUGAUGGAGAUGGGAAGUGCGAGUUGGUGGUGGGUUACACUGACAGAGUGGUACGUGCCUUCCGCUGGGAGGACUUGUCGGAGAAUUCAGACCAUGUAUCUGGGCAGCUGUUCCUGUUGAAGAAAUGGCUGCUAGAAGGUCAGGUGGACAGCCUGUCUGUGAACCCAGGCCCUGAUGGCUCACCGGAGAUGAUGGUGUCUCAGCCAGGCUGUGGUUAUGCCAUUCUGCUGUGCACCUGGGACUCUGAGCAGCAGGCCACGACAGAGGGGAGAGACAACUCUGCCCCAGGCAGUGAGGCCCCUAUUCGAGAUGUUAUUCUGCACCAAACAUCUGGACGGAUUCACAACAAGAAUGUUUCCACUCAUCUAAUUGGUAGCAUUGGACGAGGCUCCUCCAGUGAGAAUAGUGGCUCAGGUCUCUUUGCCCUCUGUACUCUGGAUGGGACAUUGAAACUCAUGGAGGGAGCAGACAAGCUGCUCUGGUCUGUGCAGGUUGAUCACCAGCUGUUUGCUCUGGAAAAGCUGGAUGUUACUGGCAAUGGGCAUGAGGAGGUGAUCGCCUGUGCAUGGGAUGGUCAGACAUACAUCAUUGACCACAAUCGGACUGUUGCCAGAUUUCAAGCAGAUGAGAAUGUCAGCGCAUUCUGUGCAGGCCUCUAUGCAUGCAAAGGAGGAAGCAACAGCCCCUGCUUGGUUUAUGUCAGCUUCAAUCAGAAGAUCUACAUCUACUGGGAUGUGCAGCUGGAGAGAAUGGAGUCCACCAACCUGUUGAAAAUCCUGGAUUGUAACCCAGAGUUUGGAAGUCUCCUGCAGCAGCUGGGUGUGGAAAGAAGUGAUGUUUCUGCAGUGAAAAAUCUGAUUCACAAGACACUGUAUUUUCCUGAGAAAUGGCAGCAGAGCAGCGACACACAGUGUCAGGACCCUGCUGGAAUAGACUCCUCUGCCCACUGCAGUGUCAUCCAGGAUCCCUUAUAACAAGCCACAUGGAGGCUGACAUCUUUAAUACCUGCACAAACUCUUCUGAAACUGGAAUUGGUUAUCUAAUGGAGACGAGACUGUUCCCAUCUCUGUCAAAGUUUCCAGGCAGCAAAAGGCGUACAGGCCAGAUUCUGUGGUGGGAUGGGCUUGAUUGUCGGCUUGAGUGAAGGUGGUGGGUUGAUUUGUUUUUAGCUAAGGAAGCUACCAGAACAUUGCUGAGUCCAGGGUCCUGCUUAUUUGCCUUCCACUGCCAGUUUCCAUGUUCUCUGCUAGCAAGGCGCUUUACAGGUGACUGGGGAGGAGCACUGAGGACAUAAAUGGAGAGAAUAGCCAAGUUCGGUCUCUGUUUUGGCCUGUUCUUACAACUGCUCUGGUGGUUACUUCUGAGUUCUUAAUAGAAUGACAGACAGAGGAACUGAGUUAAGGAGCAGGUGAGGGCUUUCUCUCCCAUCUAGGGGUGUUUUUAAAGUAGACCCAGCACUGCUUGCCUUUUCUCUGCUGCUGCUCUCUUACCAAGUGGUUUCUCAUGAACUGCUUCCUGGUUCUGAGGAGCUGGAGACAUGUUUGAUAAAAACCACAACUUGCACUAACAAUGUUGUCAAGAGGUAGCAGCUACAGUGAACUCAGCUGUGUUUUCUCCAUCUGUUUGGGCAGGAUGAUCCCAGAGAUGGCUGUGACUUGACAAAGCAGCUGUGAGCUGGGCAAUAAAACGAAUCUGUCUUAAGCAUGGAUCUGUGGUGUUGAGGGAGCUUGGCCAUUCCAUAUUAAGGAGUGGAAGUGCCACACUUCUCUCUUACUGUGGAGGGUGCCACACUAUUCUGAGUCCUGCACAACUGAAAUAAGUGGACUGGAGAUAAUGUUCUACUUGCUGGCAUGCAGUCUGGAAAAGGCUGUUGGUCACCCAGGCUGCUUGUAUGCAGAGGCCAAGGCAGGAACUUUUCCACAUGCUGCUGGUGUUCUGCUUUUCCCCAUCUCAGCUUGCCCCUUGCUUAACUCUGCUUAUUAGGAUAGGAGCAGCAGGCUGACCUGCUGUUUUGCAUCUGUUACCUUUUCUCACUUGUGUGAUGUUUUACUGGACAUGUGUAAUGGAUGUACCUGUUCCUUUGCUCUUACAGCAGCCUGAGAAGGUUGCAUCUGAGGCUAUUGAAAGCCUGCUGUGCUGCACUCUGCAAAAUGUCCAAGGGCAGCCAUAACUGGAAGAACUUUGUGCAGGAGAAAGGAGUGACUUGUCUUUGAGUCAAAAGGACUGUUGAAGUACCCGUAUGUGGUAGAAGGGUGGGAUCUUUACAUUAAGCCCUGUCUUGCAAUUUCCAUCUGUAGAUUUCUAUAAGCUUUAUAAAGAACAGCUUGUGUACUCUGAAUUUGAUAGCUGCGAAAGUUGAAGCAUGGAGCAGUGAACUGGUACGACCUGGUCUGUACCAGCAAGCACUCAUUGCUUCUCAGAUCAUUCAUCCUUCUGAGUCUCUAACUACAGUGGAAGUUUCUCUCCAUUUUGAUGACCUCUGUGUGAAGCAUUUUCAAAUGUUCCCCUGUCAGACUAAGUGUGCAACUGGACCCUUCAGGCAGGAGCUCUCAUGUCAUAAUAGUGCUUUCAUAGCAGUGGUGUUCAGAGCAGCAGGGUUUGAGGUUGUCAGCUGUGGAGAGCUGAUAUUACAGGCAACGAGUAGUGAUGGGCUAAGGCAAGGACUCUUGAAGUGUGUCAGCUCUCGACUGUAACCUCAAGGAAUUGUCAUCUCUUCUGAUUCUGAUUGGUACAGCCACCCAUCCCAAGGGCAGUCAUUAUUGCUUCUGGCAAAUAACUUAGUGUGGCCACUUGGGCUCUCACCAGUCUCUUAGUCCUUUCCCAGUGAGGAUGAAUCUUGUUGGGGCUACUAACUGUCACAGUAGGUUGGUUUCUAGCUACUUCCAGGUUUCUGUUUCCCAGAUGCUAAAGAUGCUCUCUGAUAACCUCCUCUCUGUUCAGGUGCAGUACCAGUUGCUACUCAUUUCCUUUUGUUGGCUGGAAGCAGGUGUCCCUACAAGUGGGGUGAACAGUUUGGUUUGACUGUAUUCUAGCAUACUUUCUGCCUAGCCCUUUUGCUAGGCAAAAAUUUUGCACUUCACAAUUAGUGGAACUGACAUGAAGAGGAACCACAGUCAAGCAGGACUCUGCAGAGCAGUUUCCAGAAGCAUAUAACAGAAAUGACAUUUUAGCAAUGUCCAGUACAUUGCUGAAUGUCUUGGCAUGUGCCGUUCUUCUGUCCUGAACACAGACUACUUUUCUUCUUAAGUUUGUGUAUUUUCAUGUCCUACUUCCCCCCACGCCCCUUUCCUAAUUCUGUGGCUUCUGCUUUUCCCAUGGGGUAUAGAAACAGGGUGGUUACAAGCAACAGAAAACAGUGAUGCCCAAGUUUUCAGUCAUGGCUCACGCAACCUCAGAUGUGAGCUGCUGUGCAGCUGAUGGGCUCUUCUGCUGUGUAUGCUUUGACAAAAAACAGAUGAGAUCCUACAACAGCUUGUACCUUUCAUGGUUCUAUUCAGCAUUGUUUGAUGGGGUAGAUGUUCACAGAUGUACUCUCUCCUCAUCCACUGCUGAGACCCCAGAGGUUCCCGCAGUAAUUGCCUGGAGCAUUUUACUUGGCUGAGAGUUGGGCCAGGCUGAGCUAAUCUGCUAGCUGGAUUUUACAGGCUACUGCAGGCUGCUGUAUUGUAAGUCCCUCUUGAGGCCUAGCAGCAAAACAGGAUUGUUUACAGCCAUAACAGAGAACAACUCAAUGUUGCCCGUUCAUGCCAAAUAUAAACCUUUAUUAGCAACACAAGUGCAAGGGGUUUUAUGAAUGGUUGUGUGACUGAAACUGUUUUAUGAAAAACAACUUUGCCGUACAGGUCAAAUGAUUUCCAAGGAAGGAGGGCCAAAUUGAUCAACUGUUGGACUGCUAAUUGUUGAGAAGAAACAGGAAAGGGUUAAGGAGGGAGAGAUGACAUUUUCCUAAGAACCAUAUUUAAAAGAAAAUGGGGCAGACCCAAUGCCAGUGAUGGACAGGGCAACCUGUGCAACCCAGCCCUCUUUCCUUGUUGGCCCAGGGAUAACAUUGCUGUGUGCUGUGCAAGCCCAGGUGUGCUGCAUUGUGGAAAGCAGAGGUGGGAAAAUACGGAUGCUACAGAUCAUCUGUUGCCCAAAACUCUUCUGCAGUUGAAACGAUUGGAGAGGAAAAAUGCUGAUGUUCAAGGGUUUCCCUGUCAGUUUUACGUUGUUCAUGGCACAUAGUAACUUGCAGAUGCCUUUUGCUGCUGUUUCCCUUGUGCACAGACAGAAAUGAAAACUGUCUAUAGAAGAAUUAAUUGGAACUUCUGUGCUGUUCCUUGGUGAAAAGAUUACUUUCUUUUUUUUUUUCUUCUUUUUUUCAAGUACUGGGCUCCAAGUAAUAAACUAGCUACAGUGAGUACUUUUCAGGUCAAUGCUUCAGGCUACUUCAACUGGCAACAAUUGUCUACUCAGGGAAGGAGCAAUGGAGGCUCUGUCUCUGAGCCGAUAGUUAUACUUUCAUUGUAACUCAUUGUGUGUUUGUCCUUGCCAGACAACACAAGCCAUGCAUUUGGAAUUAUAAGUUGUUCCUUCCCACACAGCAGAAAAUGUUGUCUGCUGCAUUUUACCCAGUAGCAGAUUGGCAUACUCACUGGUGCCAGGAAGCUUUAUGACAGGGCAGGAUUUGCAAGACACAAUUGUAUGUCCCAGUGCCAGCACACAGCAAGUGAGGAGUCCAAAGGCAUUCUUGGUCAGCAGGGGCAUUUGCAGAUAAAUGAUUCAUGGCUUUGGUUAUGAUGCUGAAUUUACUAGCAAGAAAAUACAGGGUGUUGCUUUAUUUUCCUGAGACAUAAUAAACCCACUGGCCAUCCCUGCA
This is a messenger RNA of Melopsittacus undulatus (budgerigar), 5320 nucleotides long. It is a transcript of the gene ITFG2, whose product is annotated as integrin alpha FG-GAP repeat containing 2. Gene Ontology annotation, molecular function: protein binding. The coding region runs from base 54 to 1436 and encodes 460 amino acids. The record is from RefSeq and is a predicted model, not a curated record. Lineage: Eukaryota; Metazoa; Chordata; Aves; Psittaciformes; Psittaculidae. The transcript is spliced from 12 exons. Gene Ontology annotation, biological process: regulation of TOR signaling. Gene Ontology annotation, cellular component: KICSTOR complex.